Messenger RNA from Falco peregrinus (peregrine falcon), 4493 nucleotides. RefSeq names its product zinc finger CCCH-type containing 12D (gene ZC3H12D). Gene Ontology annotation, cellular component: nucleus; cytoplasmic ribonucleoprotein granule. The record is from RefSeq and is a predicted model, not a curated record. The transcript has 6 exons. Gene Ontology annotation, molecular function: metal ion binding; mRNA binding; RNA endonuclease activity. Bases 240 to 2120 code for a protein of 626 amino acids. Gene Ontology annotation, biological process: nuclear-transcribed mRNA catabolic process, RNase MRP-dependent; 3'-UTR-mediated mRNA destabilization. NCBI's taxonomy places the organism in Eukaryota, Metazoa, Chordata, Aves, Falconiformes, Falconidae.
CUGCAGAGUGAGCUCUAACUUGCUCACUGCACUUGUUUGCUCUCAGUUGACAUCAACCUUGCCAUAAAGCCUCCAAAGACAGGCUGGCGACUUCCUUGUGAGCUAGGUACUGCUCCGAGUCCCACUUCUGACUGGCGAGUGGUGGGACGGUGCUGCUGGGACACAGAAAAAACAGCAGUCAGCUGAUGCCUGUUGGACAAGGCUGGGACAACAGGGGCACUGGGUUUAAAGGAGCGUAAAUGCCUGCUAAGAUGGCACUGGCCAGUUCACUUUCUAGCAAACCAGUACCACCAUGCUCCAGAAAAGCUUCUACGGCAGGGGUGGAAGUGCACCAGAGCAAGCUGGAUUUUUUCUGCAAGCUGGGCUAUGGUAAGCAGGACAUCUACAAAGUGCUGGAGAACCUGGGCCAAGAAGCCUUGGAAGACGAUGUGUUGAAAGAGCUGAUUCGGAUGGGGAGCAAACCUCAAGCUCUGGAGAGCCAGGCUCGGCCUUCCCCACUAAAACUUGUUGCCCGUGGAUCAUGUAGCACUACACCGGCAUCAAAGUGGCCUGGAGAAGAUGGCAGUGAUUCUUCUAGUUACUUGCGACCCAUUGUGAUCGACGGCAGCAAUGUCGCAAUGAGUCACGGAAAUAAAGAGGUAUUUUCCUGCUGGGGUAUCCAGCUGGCAGUGGAUUGGUUUCGAGAGAGGGGGCACAUGUACAUCAAGGUUUUUGUCCCGCUCUGGAGGAAGGAGCCCCCUCGACAAGACAGUCCCAUUGCAGAUCAGCACAUCCUUGAAGAGCUUGAAAAGCAAUCAAUCCUUGUGUACACCCCAUCCCGGAAAGUGAAAGGCAAGAGGGUCGUUUGCUAUGAUGAUCGCUAUAUAGUAAAAGUUGCUUAUGAGAAAGAUGGAAUUAUUGUUUCCAAUGACCAUUACCGGGAUCUCCAGAAUGAAAACCCAGAGUGGAAAUGGUUUAUUGAGCAGCGACUACUCAUGUACUCUUUUGUCAGUAACAGGUUUAUGCCUCCUGAUGAUCCGUUAGGCCGGCACGGACCCACUCUUAACAACUUCCUCAGCAAAAAGCCAGUGCUUCCUCAACCAAAGUGGCAGCCUUGCCCCUAUGGUAAAAAAUGCACCUAUGGCAAUAAAUGCAAAUUUUACCACCCAGAGAGAGCACAUCAAGUUCAGCUGUCAGUUGCUGAUGAGCUCAGGGCCAAAAUAAAGGUCCCGCUAAGCCUGGGCAAAGAGGAGGAGAAGCGUAACCACUCACUGUACAGGACCGGUGCAGAGCCUGCACCCUGCGACACCUGCACAGAAAUGCUGCAAGAAGCCAGUGGCUGCACAGGGGCUUCCCACUACCCAGCGUGGUGCUGGGGGAGCCGUCCUGCGCUGUCAUCUGCUGCCUGGGCUGGUGGUCCCAGUUCAGACCUGGGGCCAGAGCAGCAGAUGCUACAGCCAGAACCACUGCAGGACCAGCUGCUCCUGGAGAAGAUGUCAGUGUUAUCCAUCGGCGAUGACACCUGCGGCUACACUCGGUCCAUACAUAACCCUCAGGACAGAGAAGUGAUGGGCAGCCCUCAUCGCUGCAGUGACCUCAGGCAAAACCUGUACUCGCUGCACCGUGCCCGUAGCUCGGACCACCCGUGCUUGCGGGGGUGCCCUUUGCAGCAAAUGGGGCCUUCACGGGCACGGGGUGGGAUGCGCCCAGACUAUAGCUGGCCUCAGGAGUGCUGCAGCAUGCACAGCACGGGUCAGAGGAGCCGCUACGUCCCUGACAGUGCUCAGCACCAACAGGCCCCGGAGACUCAGCACCGUGUUUUGCCACAGCCUGCAGCUCUUCCUGCUGACCCACUUCACUUCUACAGCGAGCACCAGCACCGUUUCCCCAGCCAGCCCCCACCACAGCCCUUUCUGUUAGACUCCAGCGAUGGACUGGGUUUCUUCCAGAAAGCCCAGGCUUACAGUGACUACUGGCCCACCCCAGCUGCAAGGCCACCCUCUGCCCCCGAAGCAAGCAUACACAGGGAGCUGUGCUCCCUUUUUUCUUACCAGGAGGUGAACCACGUUAUGGCUUUGUACCCUGAUAUCAAGGAUAUUACUAGCUUGACUUUACUGAUUCAAAGACACAGAAACCUGUGAAGCUUCCACCUUAAACCUUUCCCGGCAAGCACAAGUCCUGGGGCAAAAAGAUGCUAUUCUGAGGCUUAACUAAGUGUCAUUAAAGGGUUUUAUGACAAAGGUUAUAGCUGUUCCAGGAGCACAAGUCUAAGCAUCAAUCAGCUAUGUCACCUGGGGCAUCAGGUCAAGACACAGGCUGUCAUUCACUGCAGCGGGAUCUCAUUCACCUCACCUGGAAGUGAAUGGAAUGGGGAGGCUCAGAGUAACUGAGCUAUCAGCAAUUGAGCCUCACUAGGUUCAGGGUGGCAGAGAUCUUCAUCAAUGCCUUGAAACACUAGACAUGUUUUUCAAGUCCUAACCUGUUGUUCAAUGACCAUAGAAGAGCCAUGCUCCGCAGUCCCCAGUUAAGGUCUCUCUACAGGACCCCCACGCCAUGACCACAGGCUCAGCUAGCAUAGAAAGUAAUUUGGCUUUUUCCUCCUAGCACAGGGCUGCGCUCUCUGUGAGAGAACGCAGUCCUCUAUCACCGAGCUUUCAAAGAUGUGUCUCGUGUUUAUAAUCCAAUGCUCUGAACACAUGCUCUUUAGCACAGGUGGUGCAGGUACACCAGAGCACCUGAAGGUAUAAUUUUUUAUAUAUAUAUAUAUACACACACACCCCUAUAGGUUCAUUUCUUAGCGAUCACGGACAAUAUAAGUCAAAUCAAGGAAGUCAUCUUCAGUGUAAUCCUGAUGUGGACUGAGGGCUCAGGGUCGUUAAUUCAAAAACGAAGAAACCCAGAUAAUGCCAAGGGGGAACACCCCCCCCCCCCCCCCCCCCAACCCAAAACCUUUAAAGUGUCUCUGUUGUGUCAAAGAAAACAAUUGCUACUUUAACCCUUAAUUACCAAAUGCGGGCCCAUGAUGCAAUUAUACAGCUGCUUUAUGAUUACAAACAUUUAAACUGUGUUCUGUUGGGACACAUUUGAUUUUCAGUAAGCUGUAAAGCUGCUAGUCUCUGCGUUAUUCCGUGGAAUUCAAAUAUUAAGGUUGAUCCUGAAGGUUUUUGGCAUUAUACCAAAGUUUAAGUAUGUCAGUAUGACAUGUUUUAAAAAUGCUUUAACCUAUUCUAAAAUGGUCAUCUAGAACACUUUGUUCUGAGUAAUGUAAUUUUUUUUCUUUUGCCUUUUUUUUUUUUCUUGGCACUGAUGCCUCACCCAGUCCAAAACUGAAGUAGGAUUUACAAACUCUCUGACCCUGCAGUAUCUCCGUUAGGUUCUUCUCUGAAGUGCAAUUGGUGAUGUUUGGCCCAGGCAGGAUUUAACCACAGCCCUCACCAACAAUUCUGAAUUAUCUUGCUUUUGAAAAAGUGACUAAGGAAUAGUAAUUUACCUUUAGUGACAUUAUCACACGAUGAAUUUUUUUUAAAAGUGGUGAUAGUUUGAUCUGCUUCCCUCUGGAAAACACCAGCAGCUUUACUUUUUUUUUUUUUGGUGGUGGUGGUUAAGGAAUCUUCAGGAAAUAAGUAUACUGUAUCAGUUCAGUCUCUUAUGGCCAUGUGGUUGGCUCCAAGAAAUUCUAAUCUGGAGUGUGGAGGUAUGAUUUAUCUUCACAGAACAGGACAUUUUUUUCCAUAUGCCAUGAAUUUUCCACUAAUUAUAGUCAUAAUCCAGCUGGAUCACCAGAAUGGCUUAUAAAUUUAUCCACUGCACAUUACAUAAAGAUUAUAAAUGACAUUAAAACAAAACUAUAGAAUAAAUGCCCUGUGAAAUGCUUUGGAAAGUAUUUGAGUUCUACAGCCAUCAUUAACUACACUGAAAUUUGCCACGCACCACACAUCACACUGAAGCAACCGCAGACGUUUCACAGAUUAAAUGCCUAUAUCGUGCCUGCGCGGGGCCAGGCUCAUGGCUUGCCCAACAGCCUGCACCAGCGCUUUUCCAGCUUCUCCGAGCACAUAUAUACCCUCACAGGGGAACUGUGAUACAAAGUGGAAAAAUACCUUCCACCUACUCAAACAGAACAAGUCCCAAACGACAGCAUUCAGAACAUAUACAUACAGCAAUGGCACAGGAUAUAACCGUACAUGUCAGCAUUUUUUUUUUUUUGUUAAUGCCUGGAAUGUAAGUUACAUAUUUCAAUACGGAAAGCAUUUAAAAUCUAUAGGAAAAUUGGCACACUGCCUUUCUAUAGUGCCCUUGGCUUGCUGAAGACCUGCACAUAAGCUUUUCUCCUUUUCCUUUGAGGAUGCACAGGAAUUUGGUGGUUGUUCAAAACCCUCUCUUGCUAUUUAAUAACUUAUUUUUCUUUCAUUUCUGUCUUAUUUCCUGGGGAAUCUUUCAACAGAAUACAUAGAAUGUGCAUUCUGCUGAGAAAGUGUCUGAGAAAAUAAAUCAGGCUUUGGCACGAAACAAAA